UAACAAACUUACCAGCCAAAUUUAUGUUCUCUUCUUGUUGUCAACAAGGCGCCACGUCUGUCUUGAUUUUGAGGAAACCGAUUGCUCACGCAGCACUGCCGAAGCAUACUUCUAAUCCUGUAACGAGCCGCAGAUAGGGGAUUGAUAGAACAAAAUUCUUCGUCUUCCCUAGCAUGAAUCUAAUGCAGUUCUUUUCGCGAAGCAGAAAACUGAGCGAAAUGUUAAGGGUUUCUUUAAGGCCUCCGCUGCCAUUGGUGAAAUCGGCCCCAAAGGCUCGGUUCUCCAGCACCGUAUCUCAGUGGGAGGGCGGGGUUUCCAUGGUUCAGGGCGCAUCCAGGGGAAUCGGGCUCGAAUUCGUGAGGCAACUACUUGAGAAAAGCAACAAAGGGCAUGUUAUUGCGACUUGUCGAAAUCCUGGGGGAGCAACCAACCUUCUUGAAUUGAAGGAAAAGUUUGGAGAUCGUCUCAAGGUACUACCACUUGAUGUGACAGAUGAGAGUACCAUAGAGGCUGCAGCCACCUCUGUAAAAGAAAGUUAUGGCUCUAUAAACCUACUGAUUAACACUUCUGGAGUACUUUCAAUACCUAAAAUACUGCAACCAGAAACAACAUUAAGUAAAUUGGAGAAGUCAUCACUGAUGCUUACAUACGAAAUAAAUGCUGUUGGACCUGUUUUAGUAGUGAAGCAUAUGUGGCCACUCCUGAGGGCAGGAGGUGGAUCUGGAACUGAUAGAGAACUUGCUGUGGUUGCAAAUUUGAGUGCUAGAGUGGGCUCUAUUGGAGACAAUAGAUUGGGUGGAUGGCAUUCUUAUCGUUCUUCAAAAACAGCUCUGAAUCAAUUGACCAAGACCAUUUCUGUGGAAUUAGCUCGGAGAAAGGAUCCAAUAAUUUGCAUUCUACUGCAUCCUGGGACUGUGGACACUGAUCUUUCAAAGCCAUUCCAGAAGAACGUCCCACCCAGUAAGCUAUUUACAAGAGAAUUUUCUGUACAAAAGCUCCUAAGCAUUAUUAACAAUGUUAAAGGUAGUGAUAAUGGAAAAUUCUAUGAUUGGGAUGGCCUAGAAAUUCCCUGGUAAAAAUAGCUGAUACCAUCCUUCUCUCUCUCUCUCUCUUUCUCUCUGUAGGCCAAAUGUUAAUAUCAUGAUUUAUUAAUUGCUGGCAAUACCAUCUUUGUUUCUGCACAUCAAAAUUUGUUAAUUGAAUGCCCAACGGUCAUUAACCAAACAAAAGGCUAACAAUUGCUUUUAUGAUUCUAUUAUAUAUCAUUCAUUUGAAUUUCA
This is a messenger RNA of Dendrobium catenatum, 1280 nucleotides long. Its product is annotated as C-factor. Bases 174 to 1076 code for a protein of 300 amino acids. Lineage: Eukaryota; Viridiplantae; Streptophyta; Magnoliopsida; Asparagales; Orchidaceae. The transcript is spliced from 6 exons. The record is from RefSeq and is a predicted model, not a curated record.